This is a messenger RNA of Protopterus annectens (West African lungfish), 2276 nucleotides long. RefSeq names its product vomeronasal type-2 receptor 26-like. Gene Ontology annotation, biological process: G protein-coupled receptor signaling pathway. The record is from RefSeq and is a predicted model, not a curated record. Gene Ontology annotation, molecular function: G protein-coupled receptor activity. Gene Ontology annotation, cellular component: membrane. The coding region runs from base 1 to 1065 and encodes 354 amino acids. The transcript is spliced from 3 exons. Lineage: Eukaryota; Metazoa; Chordata; Ceratodontiformes; Protopteridae.
AUGCUGGACAAUGUAAAGGAUUCAGAUGUUUUGCAGCAGGUUCAGCAUUCAGUUUGUACUGAUAUCUGCCCAACAGGAUACAGAAAAGCAAACCGGAAGGGACAGCCUGUUUGCUGCUUUGACUGCAUUAGAUGUUCAAAAGGAGCAAUUUCUAACCAAACAGAUUCUGCUGACUGCAUCAAAUGCUCUGAUGAUCAUUGGUCAAAUGAAAGUCGUGAUAAAUGUAUUCCAAAAACAAUUGAAUUUUUGUCUUACACUGAACCAUUGGGGAUAACUCUUGCUUCAAGUGCUGCGUUUUGUUCUCUGAUCACUGCGUCUGUUCUGUUCAUAUUCUUCAAGUACCGAAAUACUCCAAUUAUUAAAGCUAACAAUCGGGAGAUCAGCUUUUUUCUUCUACUGGCCCUUGUGCUUUGCUUCCUUUGUCCUCUAAUAUUUAUUGGACGUCCAGCAAAAUAUUCUUGCAUGCUACGCCAAGUGGCAUUUAGUGUAAUAUUUACAAUUUCCAUAUCUUCCAUAUUGGCUAAGACCAUCAUGGUUGUAAUAGCUUUCAAAGCAAUGACGCCUGACAGUAAGCUAAAAGUAUGGGUUGGUCCUACAGUUCCCAAAGUUACUGUCACAUUUUGUUCUUUGAUUCAGCUGGUAAUAUGCUUUGUCUGGCUUGGGACAUCACCACCAUUUCCAGAAGAGAACAUGAUUUCACAAGAAGGAGCAAUAACAGUGGAGUGCAAUGAAGGCUCCUCAUCUACAUUUUAUUCUGUGCUUGGUUAUAUGGGAAUACUGACAUGUGCCAGUUUUAUAGUUGCUUUUAUAGCAAGGAAAUUGCCAGAUACUUUUAAUGAAGCAAAGUUUAUCACUUUCAGCAUGCUUGUAUUUGCAUCUGUCUGGCUAACUUUCAUCCCAGCUUAUCUCAGUGUAAAGGGAAAGUACAUGGUUGCUGUAGAGAUAUUUGCCAUUUUGCUUUCUAGUGCUGGUUUACUGUGUUGUAUAUUUUUUCCAAAAUGUUUUAUUAUACUUUUUAAACCUUCUGUGAAUACUAGGGAGCAUAUCCUGUCCAGACAAACUUAGGGUACAAAAGAAGGCAUGUAAAUAGCUUUGUUAAAAGUUUUUCUGCUAUAUAUAUUGUUGAAUUAGUAAUAACAUUGAUACUGUCAUUUAAAACCCUAAAAUCAGCAGUAAUGCAUAGGUUUAUGGCAGAAUACUAGGCUAACUGCCCUGAAGAGUCAUUUUAAGCCUAGCAAAUAAUCCAUGGUCAGAACCAAACCCUGUACUUUGUAUCUAUGAGGUGAAGACAUUAAUAUGUCAAUGUCACCCCCCCCAUAGACAUAUUAGUACAGUUAAAGCUAAAAGUAGUCACUUUUCAGGAAAUUAUCUCUACUUACAUGUCAAAAAUAUAAUGUCUUUAUCUAAUUAUGUCUUCACUCAGUGGGAAAAUUCUGUAAUUUGAAUCCAUUUGUAUAAUCCAAUAAAAGUCAAGAAAUUGCACAGAUAUCCUUAAGAAAGUAUUUAAAGAAUCACAGGAUCAGAGGAGGUUACUAAGGUGAUGGCCCUGGGGCCCUUACAAGCCUAGUUGAGAUCCAACCCUUUUCCCUCUAUUAUCAAUGCUAUAAGCGGACAUAGAUUAACAUCUACUGCCAUGUCCAGGAGGGAUGCAGGUGAGACCCCUGGAGUGAAUUUAUGGUUUCCCAUCCAAUCAUCCAAAUUAUGCUUAAUAGGGGUCACCAAUGGGCUCUGCUUCACUUGAAUUGGCAGUUUGUUCCAGAGUAGGGGGUGACCUUUGGGAGAUGAAUCUGUCUUUCCAGCAAGUCUUGUUAAUGUUGCAUCCUGUGUUAAGAUCACUAGAGAGAAUGCAAGGGAUGCCUUUAGACUUGCAAAUGUGCAGCAUUUCCAUUAAAGAUGGAUGUGAGGUUGCCUUUUAUGCAAGGCAAAGAUCUCCCCUGAGAAGCCUGUAUGAGACGGAGUAUAGACACAGGGAUAAUCAGCCUAAAGCAUGUGCUGAAUACCCUGAAUUUUCCUUGUAAGGCAUUUCUGAGGUGUCUCCAGUUGUUGUAGGUGGCCUGAUGAUGGAAGAGUUUAGGGGAGUUGUGAUCUCCUUUUUCCUGGAGGCAAUGCCUUUACUUAUACGAUGGGCAAUAUAGAAAGCUCUCCUUACCACUGUAGAAACAUGGUGAUCAAAGAAGAGAUUGCUGUCAACCUGAGAGCCCAGAUCUCUCACCACAAUGAGAACUUCAGGUGUUAUUAUUAAUGUGGUAAUCCAUAGGGACAUCACCCUUGCCAAA